Messenger RNA from Drosophila obscura, 1939 nucleotides. RefSeq lists its product as uncharacterized. The coding region runs from base 142 to 1656 and encodes 504 amino acids. The transcript has 4 exons. Lineage: Eukaryota; Metazoa; Arthropoda; Insecta; Diptera; Drosophilidae. The record is from RefSeq and is a predicted model, not a curated record.
UCAGCUGUUCGAUAUCAUCCUAAUUUUUCCAGCACUGUCUACACAGUGUUAGAAAACCGAAAUACUUAUCGUGGCUUGAAAAAGAUAAAAUAAAAUAAUAAAUGUUGGCAAUUUCAUAGAUUAAAUUAAAAAUCCGCCAAAAUGACUUGUGGAGUAUGUCGUGGACGCACAGACAAUGGUAUAAAGUGUCUCAUAGCGGCGCUGGAUACGAUCAAAGAGCACGCCUUAAUGAUGCAGCGUGAGGCGGAGGAGAAUGCCAAGACUAUUGGAAACCUGCAAACUCAUAAUGAAACGCUGCAAGCUCAUAAUGAAAAGCUGCACAGGGCUGUGGAUCUCCUAAAGGAACGUCAGGCCGUUCUCCAUGAUGACAAGCGACGUAAACUGUCGCCCAAGAAAUCGAAGGAAGAUAUUUCACCACUUCCGCAAAGCCAGAGUUCACUGAACAUGAAUAUAGCGCUCAACAGCAUAGAGCUCUCUGACGAAGAACCAGAAGAGCAGGAGGAAGACGAAAGCAUAGCGGAAACAGAGGCUCUGUCCACUGGCAGUCCUCGCAAGCUCUGCAAGCGGCUGCCUCAUCGCAAGCCUGAUGUUAGGAAUUUGGAGAAUGUGCAGCCCAACAUCGUGACUAAUGUGAACGAAACCUGGCUACGGAAGACCCCCAAGAUGGUGACAAAGCUGUCACUGACGCACAGAGGUAGCAGCCAACAAUUAAAGCAGACUCGACUCAAAUUUGAUGGUAGCAAGGCCAGUGGCAGCGACAAAGAUGUGAUAAAGGACAGUCCCAACCCAAGCCCCGCUUCGAAACGUGCCCCAGCCUCAAGCUCUUUGCUGCAAAGAACCGACACAGGCAACGCCUUAAACGAAGACAACUGCCUUUUGAGCAGGAGCAACAUCAAAAACGUCGACCCUAGCUUUGACAUGGUUGUAGAUGAGUACAAUGUGAUCGGCAGUCCGCCUGUCGCCAGUCUUAAACUACCAGUAAUGCCGCCACCUGUGACACCUCCACGCCUGAAGAUGAACAGCUCAAGCGAGAGCGUGGUCAUGCUCACUCCUGCCACACAGGACAUAAUUUUUGUGAAUGAUAGCAGCGAAGAUAUCAACAAAAUUGGCACAAUGGAUGUUCUAGCUGAAAUUAUGAAGGACGACGACGAUGCCUGCUCGUCUGCUUUGCUGCAGUACGAGCAGAUAUUGAUGGACCAACAGAAACAGAUUCAAACCAAACCACAAACAGUUCAGUUGGCUCUUCCAUCAGCCAGAACCAUUAAAAAUGAACCAAUAACACAGCAAAUAGAAGGUCAAGGCAAUGAAUCAACACGACUUUCUGCAGAUAUUGAAAAAUAUAUGAUGGAGGAAGACAGCAAGGAAUCUGAGGACGAGAUUCCACGACCCAUAAUAGUAAAAGAGGAACCCCAAUUGACAACAAAAGAGCGGUUCAACAUAGAAUGCGAGGAGUGCGAAAAGUUUAUCAACUUUAUGGGCUUCCAUCUGAAUGAUGAAAAGAUCAAACUCUAUUUGAGUAAAUGCAAACACUACAAUGAACAAACAUCGUCGCCGCCGGGCUUCUGGAAUCCCCACAUGGUUUCCUUUGCCGAAGACGAUCCACGCAAUGAGGUCUUAAUCGACACACGCUUUAGAGACCAGCGACUAAAAAAAUAACACUGGAUGCAUUCCGUUGAAUUAUCUGUAUAAUUCAAUAUAUUUUUAGGUAUCAUUAGAUAUUCUCAUAAUUUACAAAUUGCCGCGCUUCUCCUGCUCAAUCUCGAUGGCCGUGAACAAGGACUUGAAGUUGCCGGCUCCAAAGCCCUAAAACGAUUGAUUGGGUUAGAAACAAAUUGCUCUUAGAAUUAUUAAAUCAAUAGUCUUACAUUAUGAUUGUGGCGUUGAAUGACCUCCAGGAAGAGGGUGGGUCUAUCCUGGCAGUUCUUGGUGAAAAUCUGCA